Molecule: messenger RNA, 6776 nt
Organism: Salvelinus fontinalis (brook trout)
Lineage: Eukaryota; Metazoa; Chordata; Actinopteri; Salmoniformes; Salmonidae
Product: zinc finger and BTB domain-containing protein 45-like
Exons: 6
Coding region: 699-2726 (675 amino acids)
Biological process (GO): regulation of transcription by RNA polymerase II
Cellular component (GO): nucleus
Molecular function (GO): RNA polymerase II cis-regulatory region sequence-specific DNA binding; DNA-binding transcription factor activity, RNA polymerase II-specific; protein binding
Source: RefSeq, a predicted model, not a curated record
UAAUGCCUUUCAAUUAUGCACUACAUGUAGCUAAACAUCCAUAUGCAUACAGAUCUGUGUUUGAUUCUGCACAAAAUCUGUGCAGUCACUGGCACUGUGCUUGCAGCAGAAAUAUUGGAGGAAUACGCGCAAAUUCUAGCUGUUAGAUAUUUGUUUACAGAAAGGCAUGCAUAUUAAUAUACUCUUAUUAUUAUCGCUAGACACUGCAGAUAUGUAAAUAAGGUAUAAUAGUUGUCGAUAGACGAAUAUCAAAUAGGUCGAAGACCAAUGCAAGAAGACUGCUAGCUAGCUAGCUAACGGUAACGUUAGUUUGUAGCUAGCUUGCCAUUUUCAACAAGUGGCCAGCUAGUCAAGUUAGCCAUGCUAAUUGGACCCUGCAGGGUUGCACUGAGAGCUUGAGGUGACAGACUGCAUGGUUAGGGAAGCCCUGCAAGACUGCCAAGGAAACCCACUGAUCAAAGCAGGUGCAUAACUCAGUUAACCUCACACAUCCUAUUAUACCUGCAGACACAGUGGAUACAACUUCAUUACCUCUAAGCAGCCCGAUGAUUGUUUAAGGGGAGGCACCCGGCCCCGCAGUGGCCCAUGCGCCGUACCCACUUCCCUCCCUGCCUUCCCUCCCCUUCAAGCUGAUUCAGAGCCGACAGACACCCUCCCGGCACCACCUCCCCACACACCCCGUCCUUCAUCCUCAGGCCAUGGCUGCGGGCACGGAGACGGUGCACUACAUCCACCUGCACAACUCCAGCCAGUCUGUUCUGGAGGCUUUACGGACGCAGCGACGUGAAGGCCUCUUCUGCGACGUGACGGUGCGCAUACAUGACGCCUCGCUGCGUGCCCACGCCUGCGUGCUGGCCGCUGGCAGCCCCUUCUUCCAGGACAAGCUGCUGCUGGGCCACUCUGAGAUUUCGGUGCCGCCGCUGGUCCCCGCUGAGACGGUGAAGCAGCUGGUGGAUUUUAUGUACAGCGGCUCGCUAGUGGUGGUGCAGUCACAGGCCCUCUGCAUCCUCACCGCCGCCAGCAUCCUGCAGAUUAAGACGGUCAUCGACGAGUGCACCCAGAUCAUCUCCCAGAGGAAGGUUGCUGCUGCGGCAGCAGCCGCAGCAAGUGGAGGUGGCGGUGGAGGUGGAGGGGGGAUGACAGUUGGGGUCCUGCCCAAGCAGGAGGAGCGGGGAGGGGGUAAAGGUAGGGACAGCGGUGGUGUUUGUAUUGGUGGUGGUGGCGGAGUCAGCGGUGGUGGGGGUUACCAGAGCUUCUCGAACUUCGCCUUAGGGGACUGCGGAGCGAGCAACAUGGUCACAGGCCUGGGCGGAUCUAACUUGAGCGUUAAUGUUAGCGAGAGUGGCCCAGGAGGCGCCCUGGAGCAGGCUAACCCAGUGGGGCUGAUGGCUCUAGCUGACAUGGGCAGCCCCGGGGCCCUUUGUGGGGCUGACGGGCUGAGCUCAGGGGCCGGCGGAGUCCUCAUGAAGAACUCAAGUUGCACUCAGGAUAUGAGGUACAAGCUGAGAGACCUGCUAGCGGCAACCGCUAACGGCGCCAAUGCCGGAAGCUCAGGGAAUCUCUCGGUCGGCUGCAGCUCUGGUGUCAGCAGCGUGGACAGCAUUGGCCGGGACAGUAUCCGCAGCAAUGCGGCUGACCUCUCUGAAGAGCUUGUGGGGAUGGACAGAUACUGCGAGGCGGAGGAGAUGGAUGGACAUCACAGAGGGAGAGACUUGGACAGGGACAGAGGAGCAGGAGGACACAGCCGCAAGCAGAGGCAGCCACUCAGGCUUCAGGUUCUUGUAGGAGAGGAAGUGGUGGUGAAGAAUGAAGGAGUACAGGAGCCGGAUGGAGGGGUCUUCGGCUUGGAGGAGGGAAGACGAGUUGAAGGGCAGGAGGGCACACAGGAAUCCAUGGCAACCUUCGGCCAGGAGGGUGUAUUCUAUGAUGAGGCUGGCGUUUUCUCCCCCGAGGCUUUCUGGCCCCAGAACGAGCCGGCUCAGGCCAUGUCCUUCAACCCCAGAGGAAGAGGAAACAAGCUACUGUCUCCCCCUACCUCCUCACAGUCCAUCAACAACCAGCUACUUUUUCAGUAUCCAGUCAGCCAAUCACAGCCAUCAGCCUCAUUCUUUGUGGGUGGACCGAUGGUUAUUGACAGCAUGGCAGGAACAGAGCACAGCCAACAGGCUCCGCCCCCAACACCAAUGACCCCUGUUCUGUCAACCUGUGGCACGCCAGGCCCCUCACCUUCCUCCCAGGGAUCUGAGACGUCCUUCGACUGCACUCACUGUGGGAAAUCGUUACGUUCCAGGAAGAACUACAGCAAGCACAUGUUCAUACACUCCGGUCAAAAGCCUCAUCAGUGCAGCAUCUGCUGGCGCUCCUUCUCUCUGCGCGACUACCUCCUCAAGCACAUGGUGGUGCACACGGGCGUGCGCGCCUUCCAGUGCUCUGUGUGCGGCAAGCGCUUCACACAGAAGAGCUCACUCAACGUGCACAUGCGCACGCACCGGGCCGAGCGCACCUUCCAGUGUACCGUGUGCCACCGGGCAUUCACCCACCGCACCCUGCUGGAGCGCCAUGCCCUGCAACACACCCACCAUGGGGCCACCCAAGGGCAAGGACAGGGCCUCCAGCAGACCCCUAAACACAGCCCUCCAGCCCUGCCAGGGCCCUCGGGCAUGUGCGGCUCAGCUGGGAUGGGCGGCACCAUGGCCAACAUGCCCAGCCACGGGCCGCCCUCCUAGAAGGAGAGAGAGGGGGAGGAGGGCCCAAUCCCAAACUGAUCCGUCACCCCUAUCCUGGAGCCCUUUUCUGAUCUGAGAGGAUUGCUAGGUAUGAGCAACAUGGUGGAUGCUCCAUCUAGACCUAUUGGAGGCUGGAUGGGGUUUGUGCCAUAUUUCUUACACAUAUGAAGCCCUUGCAGAUAUGCAAGAGGGAGUUGCCAAUAAUGGAAAAAAGGGGAGAUAACUGGUUUGGAAUUGGGAAAGAAAAGGAGAGGAAAAGGGAGAGAGAGGCAGAAAGCUGUUGGAGACUAAUUGCAGGAGAUUGAGGGGAGGAAAUGUAGGAGGGCUAAGAAAGAGAGAGACAAAAGGGGGAGGGAGAGAAAGCAAAAUAGGAGAACAAGCUACGGCUAGAAAAAGAGUGCAGGGUGAUGAACCGAUGAAGAAAAGAGCGAAUUAAUCUAUGAGAGUUACCAUCAUACAUCAAGACGGCAUAGGAACACUAUUACAUGCAGGAGGCACUGGACGACCCAGGAUCAUAUACCUCGAAACAGGAGGAGACAGGAAAUUAAUUAAGGACACAACUUUUAUUUUGAAAUGUGACAAACGUUUUAGCAUGUUUUACACACCUCAAAGAAUACCUCGGCGGUCCAAAGACAGGCAUUAUGCUACACAUGUUUAAUAGCUACAUCAAACAGCAAAACAGUGGGAACUAAAGCUACCUGAAAUCCCUUCCUUUUAGAACCGUAAAAGAAAUGUCUUACAUAAUAUUCCUUUACAUUGUCGAUAUGAAUUUAUUUGUCGCUCAUUUGUGAUUUAUUGAUGACGAAAACAAUAAGGCAAUUCAUUUAAAAAAGUGAAAAAGGAUAUUUCAACUACAGUGGGGCAAAAAAGUAUUUAGUCAGUCACCAAUUGUGCAAGUUCUCCCACUUAAAAAGAUGAGAGAGGCCUGUAAUUUUCAUCAUAGGUACACUUCAACUAUGACAGACAAAAUGAGAAAGAAAAAUCCAGAAAAUCACAUUGUAGGAUUUUUUAUGAAUUUAUUUGCAAAUUAUGGUGGAAAAUAAGUAUUUGGUCAAUAACAAAAGUUUAUCUCAAUACUUUGUUAUAUACCCUUUGUUGGCAAUGACAGAGGUCAAACGUUUUCUGUAAGUCUUCACAAGGUUUUCACACAAGCCUCUCUCAUCUUUUUAAGUGGGAGAACUUGCACAAUUGGUGGCUGACUAAGUACUUUUUUGCCCCACUGUAUAAGUGACACUUUUUGGGAUAAAUUAGAAAAUUGGUACUUCUUUCAGGCUUUUUAAUCCAUGUGUAUGUGGGGUUAUUACAAUUGAAGUCGGAAGUUUACAUACACCUUAGCCAAAUACAUUUAAACUCAGUGUUUCACAAUUCCUGACAUUUAAGCCUUGUAGAAAUUCUGUCUUAGGUCAGUUAGGAUCACCACUUUAUUUUAAGAAUGUGAAAUGUCAGAAUAAUAGUAGAGAGAAUUAUUUAUUUCAGCUUUUAUUUCUUUCAUCACAUUCCCAGUGGGUCAGAAGUUUACAUACACUCAAUUAGUAUUUGGUAUCAUUGCCUUUAAAUUAUUUAACUUGGGUCAAACGUCUUAGGUAGCCUUCCACAAGCUUCCCACAAUAAGUUGGGUGAAAUUUGGCCCUUUCCUCUUGACAGAGCUGGUGUAACCGAGUCAGGUUUGUAGGCCUCCUUGCUUGCACACGCUUUUUCAGUUCUGCCCAAAAAUGUUCUAAAGGAUUGAGGUCAGGGCUUUGUGAUGGCCACUCCAAUACCUUGACUUUGUUGUUCUUAAAGCCAUUUUGCCCCAACUUUGGAAGUAUGCUUGGGGUCAUUGUCCAUUUGGAAGACCCAUUUGUGACCAAGCUUUAACUUCCUGACUGAUGUCUUGAGAUGUUGCUUCAAUAUAUCCACAUAAUUUUCCUCUCUCAUGAUGCCAUCUAUUUUGUGAAGUGCACCAGUCCCUCCUGCAGCAAAGCACCCCCACGACAUGAUGCUGCCACCCCCGUGCUUCACGGUUGGGAUAGUGUUCUUCGGCUUGCAAGCCUCCCUCUUUUUCCUCCAAACAUAACGAUGGUCACUAUGGCCAAACAGUUCUAAUUUUGUUUCAUCAGACCAGAGGACACUUCUCCAAAAAGUACGAUCUUUGUCCCCGUGUGCAGUUGCAAACCGUAGUUUGUCUUUUUUGUGGCGGUUUUGGAGCAGUUGCUUCUACCUUGCUGAGCGGCCUUUCAGGUUAUGUCGAUUUAGGACUCGUUUUACUGUGGAUAUAGAUACUUUUGUACCUGUUUCCUCCAGCAUCUUCACAAGGUCCUUUGCUGUUGUUCUGGGAUUGAUUUGCACUUUUCGCACCAAAUUCCGCUAAUCUCCAGGAGACAGAAUGCGUCUCCUUCCUGAGCGGUAUGACGGCUGCAUGGUCUCAUGGUGUUUAUACUUGCGUACUAUUGUUUGUACAGAUGAACGUUGUACCUUCAGGCAUUUGGAAAUUGCUCCCAAGGAUGAACCAGACUUGUGGAGGUCUCCAAUUUUUUUCUGAGGUCUUAGCUGAUUUCUUUUGAUUUUCCCAUGAUGUCAAGCAAAGAGGCACUGAGUUUGAAGGUAGGCCUUAAUACUUCCACAGGUACACCUCCAAUUGACUCAAAUUAUUUCAAUUAGACUAUCAGAAGCUUCUAAAGCUAUGACAUCAUUUUCUGGAAUUUUCCACGCUGUUUAAAAGCACAGUCAACUUAGUUUAUGUAAACUUCUGACCCACUGGAAUUGUGAUACAGUGAAUUAUAAGUGAAAUAAUCUGUCUUUAAACAACAAAUGGAAAAAUUAUUUGUGUCAUGCACAAAGUAGAUGUCCUAACCGACUUGCCAAAACUAUAGUCUGUUAACAAAAAUUUGUGGAGUGGUUGAAAAAGGAGUUUUAAUGACUCCAACCUAAGUGUAUGUAAACUUCCAACUUCAACUGUAUAUGUGCUUUUGGGGGCGCUUGCCAAUGAAUGGGAAGGUUUGUUGCUGAGAACUAUAACUUUUUUCUCCAACGGCUUCAUUUAAUACUUUUAAAUGUUUUUAUUGUAACUAAAUAAAUCAUGAGGAAAUACAAUCACCCAGAGUGUAUUUGAUUACCAUGGUAAUAUUUAUUACAAUUUGACAAUGAUUACUAUGCACAGUACAUUUUUGCACAUUGUGUAAUUUAAUUCUGCUUUAUAUGUUGUCCUACCCUAGAUAUUUGCCUUUAGAAAAAUAUAUUUGCCCUAAGAUUACUAAUGUAUAUCAUGGAGAACAUAUAAUGUUUUGUUUUUUGUUUCCAACUUCCCACCUUGAAGGUGAUUUUAGAUAUGCAGCAUUAGACCCCACUAGACAUAAAAGCCAACUGAGCCAGUGAGACCAGCAAAACCCCUUUUAAGAUCCCUCUGGUCCUCACUAUAAACUUUAACAUAAAAUGUCCCUUCACAAUGAAGAAACAUUCUGCUUGAUCAGGAUGAUCUCAUUGAGCUAAGCACUGUUCUGCUGAUUCACUAAUCUCUAUAAUGGGAAUCUGUUAAAGCCCUGUUAAUAGGAAGCUGACAUGAUUUAUAGAUCAGUUAAAUCUGUUCUGCAUAUAGUUCAGGCCAACCCUUGUGAACAAAAAGUGAUUAGGCUGUUCCAGAGAUUUUUGUAUCCUCAGCAACUCAAAUGUUUCUAGUACAUUUUGUCUGAGGUGGACCUGUGUACAGUACUGUAUUAUGUGUGCUUAAAGCCAUGUCAGAAGAAUGCAUCCCAUUGUAGUGAUGUACUGUGUUUUGCCUUUUUUAUUUAGCUUUCUUUGAGUGAAGGGGAUGAUAAAUGUUUUUUUUUUUUUUUUUUGCAAAUAUGAGUACAACUGCAAGUCAAAUAUGUCAUAAGAAAAUAAGUAAUUUUAUAAAGCACCAAUCAUGCUAUGUAUACCACGUUUUAUGUAUGGAAAAGCUAAAAGGCAUGAUAUUACUUUUUAUGAAAAAUUACAUGUACGUACUUCAAUGACUUUAUUGAAUUUUAAAACAUCAUUUUAAACAUUUCAAACAUUUCUUUCUCCAAAUAAAGUCUUAUGGCUACAAGCCAA